AUGCCCACUCCGUUUGGCCACUCGCUGCCACCCGAGGGGGCGCACACCAUCACCUUCCACAUACCGACAUGGGAGACGGCCACGGGGUUCCGAGAUGGUGACGCGAGCAUCAUCUCACGGCUGAAGUCUGUGUACCCACGAUUCUUCCCUUUUGGGCCUUCCGCCCAGUUCAUGCAAGCCGUGUCUAAACAGCUCAAUAUCCCGCAAGACCACGCUAUUGUCGCCUUUCUCUCGCCAGCCGUCUGGGCUGCUAACAAGGAGCAUGCCACGUCCGAGUUCCGCAAGGACAAGAAGCUCACCGACGACGAGAUGAAGUACCAUGUUGUCGAAAUUGGAGGCGUGCGACUGUACGUUCUCGAAUUACUUGCCGCCAAAAUGAUGGCGGGCAUCUUCAUGUGGCAGCACGGCGGCCUGGGCUUCAGCACGCGCCUGGGCGAGCACAUGCUCUUACAAAUCGACAGUCUCGAGUACCUGGGGGAAUUCCCUCAGGGCGCCAAUGCACCGGCGCCGACAUAUCUGCCGGAGGGGGAGGCCCACGAGUUGUUGCGCAAGCGUAUAACCGGUCUUCUGAUGCGUGCUUGUGCUGAAGAGCCCAAGAAAUCCGUGCAGCCCGAUGAUGUGUUCUUGUACCAAACUGGCAUGGCUGGGAUUGUAAGAUUCCACGAGACCGUCAUGAAGGUCCGGUCGGAGCCGGCCGUUGUCUUUGGCGCUGUCUUCCACAGCACCUUUCACUAUUUCGAGGAACUCCCGAGUGGCCUUAAGCAUUAUGGGAAGUGUGACGAGAACGAUGUGAAUGAUUUUGAGAAGUACCUCGAGGAGGGGGGCAAGUGCAGCUAUGUCUUCACUGAGUUCCCCAGUAACCCCAUCCUGGUCAGCGCCGACUUGCGGAGGUUACGGACGUUGGCGGACAAGUACGGGUUCUGGAUUGUCGUCGAUGAGACCCUUUCAUCCUUCUGCAACAUUGACGUCCUACCCGUCGCGGAUGCCAUCAUCACCUCGCUGACCAAGUCAUUCUCGGGCUACGCUGAUGUCAUGGCCGGCUCAGUCGUCUUGAAUCCCAACAUGGCCAGCUAUAGCACCCUGAAGCCUCUCUUCACCCAGCAAUUCCACAACGAGCUCUUUGCCGUAGAUGCCGAUCAUUUGUUGAAAAACAGUGACGACUAUCUCCCUCGCUCCAUCAUACUGAACCGCAACGCCGAGGCCCUGACAAAAUACUUCCAGAAGCUGGCCGAGGAUCCCAAGUACCCCGUCGCCAAAGUCUUGUACCCGCCGUACUCCCAAGGCUCUAAACAUCUCAUCCCCUUCCUUCGCAAGCCGACGCCCGAGUUCCCCAAGAUCGGUUACGGCUGUCUGUUUUCAGUCGAGUUCGAGACCGAAAACGCCACGAUCGCCUUCUACGAUAACCUGAAAUUCCACCAAGGACCCCACUUGGGGGCCCACCUCACCCUAGCCAUGCCGUACAAUUUCAUGGUGCUAGAUAAAGAGUCGAGUCCGUAUCAUGCGUCCUACGGCAUGCAUGCCAAUCAGAUUCGCUUCUCCGUCGGUCUCGAGGAGGAGCUACACCUGGUGGAUGUCUGCGAGAAGGCCAUUACUGCUAUGAUGCAGACGGGGGCUCAGGUAUAA
Messenger RNA from Pseudomassariella vexata, 1623 nucleotides. Its product is annotated as cystathionine gamma-synthase. Bases 1 to 1623 code for a protein of 540 amino acids. The transcript has 3 exons. Gene Ontology annotation, molecular function: cystathionine gamma-synthase activity; pyridoxal phosphate binding. The record is from RefSeq and is a predicted model, not a curated record. Gene Ontology annotation, biological process: transsulfuration. NCBI's taxonomy places the organism in Eukaryota, Fungi, Ascomycota, Sordariomycetes, Amphisphaeriales, Pseudomassariaceae.